This is a messenger RNA of Cucumis melo (muskmelon), 1718 nucleotides long. RefSeq lists its product as uncharacterized. Bases 344 to 1597 code for a protein of 417 amino acids. The record is from RefSeq and is a predicted model, not a curated record. The transcript is spliced from 11 exons. Lineage: Eukaryota; Viridiplantae; Streptophyta; Magnoliopsida; Cucurbitales; Cucurbitaceae. Gene Ontology annotation, cellular component: cytoplasm.
GUGAGAUUUGGGCAAAAGUUGAAACAACCUUUGAAAAGUUGACUUUCAAUAUCACAAAGUCAACUAGGGCAACUUAAAAAAAGAACCGCUUCUUCUUCAAGUGAGCGCGGCCGACCCCCCACUCUCCGUUCACUGCCACCGUAGCCUCGCCACCGUUCAAUCAGUUUGCAGCCGUAUUCAGUCGCUGGUCACCGCCUGCAGGUCCACUACCCCACGACGUCGAGGUUGACGUGAACCAGCAGCCCAACAACGCUGAUUUUCCCUGGCCAUUUGUUGGAACGUUAUACAGGAAGGUUUGGCUUGUGAUUGAUGAAACUUUGUUUCUGAGGUUGAGGCUGACAAUAUGGAAGAGAUUGGUGCGGUGGAAUCCAUGGAUAAACUUAGUAGCCUUCGUAUCACCUCUUUAGAUGAUGAUGAUGACAUUCAUGAUGAUGAAGAAUUGCAAGAUGACUAUGACACUGAUGAGGAUGAAGAAAUGAAUGAAUCAGUGGUUUUGGGUUUCGUUACGAACCCCAAAAAUUCGUGGUCUCUUCUUCCCCAGCUAUUUCCAAGCAAGGCUGGAGGAGUACCGGCUUGGUUGGAUCCAGUGAAUUUGCCGUCUGGAAGGUCUUGCCUUUGUGAUAUAUGUGGAGAGCCUUUGCAGUUUUUAAUUCAGAUUUAUGCUCCUAUUGUGGAGAAGGACUCAACAUUUCAUCGAACAUUAUUUGUGUUUAUGUGUCCAUCCAUGACUUGUCUUCUACGAGAUCAACAUGAGCAGUGGAAAAGCAAGUCUGAGAAGUCAUCUCGUAGUGUGAAGGUUUUCCGCAGUCAAUUACCCCGUAAUAAUCCCUUUUACUCGAGUGAACCUCCAAAACAUGAUGGGAGUGACAAACUCUGUCAAUCUGGAGUUGCACGUUGUACCUGGUGCGGUACUUGGAAAGGAGACAAAGUUUGUAGCAAGUGUAGAACAGCACGCUAUUGUUCUGAGAAACAUCAGGCUACUCAUUGGCGUACUGGCCAUAAAACUGAUUGCCAACGAAUGUGCAUGUCUUCUCAGUUAUCAAGUUCUAAACUGACUAAUAAUCAUCACGAAACAGAUAUUGAGAAAGUUUCAAGCAAGCAUCUUUGGCCUGAAUUUGAGAUUAUGCAUGAAUACGAAAGUGAGUUCGACAUUGAAAUAUCUCAAGACAAUUCUUAUGUAAAUGCUUUGGUUUGUAAGGAUAGGAUGGAUGACUCGAUGAAGUCAUUGUUGGCCAAAUUUGAGGGAGACGAUGAUAGAAAGUCUUGGGCUUCUUUUCAAGCUCGAAUAUCAAAGGCACCUGAACAAGUGUUGAGAUAUUGUAGAGAUGUGGGAUCUAAACCUUUAUGGCCAACUUCAAGCGGUCUGCCUUCCGAAGCAGACAUCCCAAAAUGCAAUUACUGCAGCGGUCCCAUGUGUUAUGAAUUUCAGAUCUUGCCUCAAUUGCUUUAUUAUUUCGGGGUAAAGAAUGAUGUGGACUCACUCGAUUGGGCCACAAUUGUUGUGUAUACAUGUGAAGCCUCCUGCGAGUCCAGCGUAGCUUAUAAAGAGGAGUUUGCUUGGGUUCAACUCUCUGUCCCAUCAGCUGGUCACCAGUAAUAUUUUUUGCCAGUUUUGUUCUUCAGCAAUUCUUAUUGCCAUAUGAUGAGUAUGUUUUUUGUUUACUCUUCCAAUAUUUCUCAGAAUGUUAAAUUAUAGAAAUCAACUAUUUUCUGCCUCA